This is a messenger RNA of Botrytis fragariae, 567 nucleotides long. RefSeq lists its product as uncharacterized. The transcript has a single exon. The record is from RefSeq and is a predicted model, not a curated record. Bases 1 to 567 code for a protein of 188 amino acids. Lineage: Eukaryota; Fungi; Ascomycota; Leotiomycetes; Helotiales; Sclerotiniaceae.
AUGUGUUUCUCAUAUUCCACAUCAGCUAUUGCAAUUCUUUGCGUUCUGCACCUCUCAUUUGCUUCUGUCAUCGAUCGACUCGAAACCUCCUCGAGAACGAAUGAGAGGAUGUUACUUCUUUCACGUGGUAAUUCCAGGUUUAACACCGAUGUUAAAAAUUCCGAGUUCUGCUUGAAUUCGGCCAAGAAGCCGAGUGCCUGCAUGGUCGCGUAUGGUAUCACCAAUGCUGGGAAAAAAGACAACACCCCCAUUGAAGUGGGCACAUUUGCUUUCCCAUGCGAUGGUGAUGCUCUUCUGGAAAAGUUUAACCAUGAGAAAUCAACACAAUACUAUGGUCUCAAUCAGGCCUUUGAAUUCAUAACCUUCAUAGGGAACACGAAACCAGGUUACAACAAUAUCAAACUAAGUAUCGACAAGUACGGAGAUCUGAAAGGACGAGUACACGCUCCAGUUAUCAGCAUCGAAGGUCACCAAUUGCCCGUUACGAAUACAACUAUUGUAGCCAAGGACUGGGCAGAUGCUAGUAAUCGUUUGAUAUGGGUUGCUAGCUAUCCUUGCAAGAAUUGA